AUGUCUGCUCCACUUGACACCUCUUUGACCAGCCUCAAGGAAAUCACUGCCAAGAUCAUGGCCAUCAUCACCGGCGCUUGGCAGCUUCCUCCGGGCCACAGCCACUUUUCUCUGACAACCCAGGCCGAUGCGGUCCAGCAAUAUGGGAGUGGUCCCUACCUUCCGGGUCUCGUUCUUGCCUGGGAGGAGUUAGGUGAUCACACCUUUGAUCUCCUGGUUGUGUCCGGUCCUUCAGUAGGUCCAAUUCCUGUGGAUCUUCCACCCUCGCCUGUCAUUGCCAGGCCUUCUACCAACCCUGCCUCCAAGUCCUGGGAGAAGGGAAAAGGUAAGGCAGUUGUCCCAGACCUGGAACCAGAAGUGGAAGGGAGUUGGAAGAGGAAGUCUCCAAUGAUUCCGGCACUUCCCUCCCAACCCCCAAAGUCCGCUAUGAAGACUUGGAAGCAGGCAAAGACCACCGGCCUUGCCAAAUUCAAGGUGUUUGUUGAGUUGGAAGAUGAGGAGGACUUGGUCACUCAGCCAAUUUCGCGUGGGGUUCCGGAGGUCGUCCUCCCCCAGCUCUCCCCAGAUGUUGCAAGGACGUCCGGAUCACCUUGGUCACCCUGGAGCCCAAAGAAGAAACCCUUCUGGCGUGCUACGGCAAUUGCCGGCAAAUGUCCAGAGGUCAUUGAGCCCCCUCAGGCAGCUCCUGAACCUCCGGUAGAGACACCCCCAGUCAUUGACACAGGUGAUAUACUCAUUCCUGGACCCAACAACCCUUGCCAGGCUUGCCACAAGAUGGAAUGGCCCUGCAGGUUUGACAAGAGGACCGGCGCCCCAUGCAUGUCCUGCGUCUACUGCACCACCAAGAAGAUCAAGUGCAUCUUGGUCAAUCCAUCACCCAGACCACCAGGAGGACCAGAUCCAGGACCCCUUCCAAAGCUCCCUCCAAAGCUCCGGCCAGACAUGGAGUCAAUCUCGGGUCUCUUCUGUCACUCCUGGUCCAUCUGGUGCCCAAACACCAAAGGUGCAAACACUGCGGUCGCAGCAAGACUGUCACUGCUUCCAAUGGAUUCUACACCUGCACCAGCUCCAGUCCCGUCUUCGACUUCCGGAGUUCCUCGUUCAGCACUCGAUGUGCCAAUGCCGGAUUUGCAUGCCAUGGCAAUGGCGAUUCAGGAGGACACCCAAGGUGAUGCAACAUCAUUGUUGCUUCAUCAACCAGUCCCUCCGGCCAUGUCAACCCCCGCAUCCGCACUUCCUCCUCUCAUUGACCUGUCUAUGGAAGGGAUGGAGCCCAACCCCCCCAACAUCCAGGAUGAGUCUGCCAUCGACGGACUCAUAUUUGAGCUCAACCAAAUUUAUCCUGAGGUUUCACAGACGCCCGGCGAAAUUGUGAAACCGGAGGAUCUGGGCAAUCUUUUCCCAGAGUAUGAUUCAGUUGAAGAGAUGGAUGUUCAAGUGAAGGGUGAACCUUCUGGUGAGGAUGUUGACAUGACUACAUAA
Messenger RNA from Suillus bovinus, 1482 nucleotides. RefSeq lists its product as uncharacterized. The transcript has 9 exons. Lineage: Eukaryota; Fungi; Basidiomycota; Agaricomycetes; Boletales; Suillaceae. The record is from RefSeq and is a predicted model, not a curated record. The coding region runs from base 1 to 1482 and encodes 493 amino acids.